Messenger RNA from Huiozyma naganishii CBS 8797, 1425 nucleotides. It is a transcript of the gene SRM1, whose product is annotated as Ran guanyl-nucleotide exchange factor. The transcript has a single exon. Lineage: Eukaryota; Fungi; Ascomycota; Saccharomycetes; Saccharomycetales; Saccharomycetaceae. Gene Ontology annotation, molecular function: guanyl-nucleotide exchange factor activity. Gene Ontology annotation, cellular component: cytoplasm. Bases 1 to 1425 code for a protein of 474 amino acids. The record is from RefSeq and is a predicted model, not a curated record.
AUGGCUAAGAGGACAGGAUCUGGUGGGACGGCCGAUGGGCAUGUGGAGAAGAAAGCGGCGAGACCGAUGUCUAAGACGCACGCCCGUGCGAUUGUGAACUCGGUGGACGAUCACAAGCAUCUGUACGUGUCUGUGAAGCCGCUGGAUAUAUUCUGCUGGGGCACAGGGUCGAUGUGUGAGUUGGGUCUGGGCCCCCUUGCUAAGAACAAAGAGGUGAAGAGACCACGGUUGAAUUCGUUUUUGGAAGGCGCUGAGAUUGUAUCGUUUGCUGUUGGUGGGAUGCAUACAGUUGCUGUUGAUGCGAAGGGCGGUGUUUGGACGUGGGGGUGCAACGAUGUGUGUGCCCUUGGGAGGGACACCUCUGGCGCGAAGGAAAUGUUGAAGGAUAUGGACGAUGCGGACGCGGAUGACGACGACGACGGUGAUUUGAACGAGUUGGAGUCCACACCUACGAAGUUGGACAGUUCUUUGUUCCAGCCUUUGGCCGAAGGGCACAAAGUUGCACAAGUGGUGGCCACUGAUAACUUGACGUGUAUCUUGUUCACGAACGGUGCCGUUUACGCGUGGGGCACAUUCCGUUCCAAUGAGGGGAUCCUUGGGUUCUACAAGGAGGACAUAAAGAUCCAGAGUACACCGUGGGAGAUACCCAUUUUUUCCAAAUUCAAGAUCGUCCAGAUGGCCGGUGGUAAAGACCAUGUGAUAUUUUUGGACGAGGCGGGCGUUGUGUUCACUUGGGGGAACGGACAACAGUACCAGCUGGGUCGUAAAGUGAUGGAUCGGUACAAGGAGAGGACUCUAGACCCGCGGCCCAUUGGGUUGAAGCACGUCAAAUACGUGGCCACUGGCGAGAACCACUGUUUUGCACUGAAGACGGACGGCACGCUUGUCAGCUGGGGGUUGAACCAGUUUGGACAGUGUGGUGUAUCCCGUGAGAUCCGCGACGGUGGGUUAGUGACGAAACCUACAAGAGUGAUCUCACUCCCACCCGAUCGCAAAAUCAAAUGCGUCACCGGUGGUGAACACCACAGCAUAUUUGUGAUGGACGAUGGGAGUAUGUACACAUGCGGGAGAUUGGACAUGUGUGAAGUUGGGAUUAGUAAAGAGACCGCUCCCGAGCCAAACCGGUACACUGACGAACACGGACGUAUCCGUGCGCUCCCUGUCCCUACACAAUUACCCAGUGACAUCAAGUACAAGACCGCCACGGCUGGAUCGCACCACUCUGUGGCCGUAUCGAGAGACGGGAAGAUGUACUCCUGGGGGUUUGCUGAGACGUACGCUGUUGGUCUCGGUCCCAACGAGGAUGACGACGUGGAGGUACCCACAGCUAUAGAAAAUACCGCAACACGGGACGUGGAGAUUGUCUUUGUUGGCUGUGGUGGGCAGUUCUCUGUCGCUGGCGGUAUUGCCAAGAGAUCGGCAUAG